UUCACCUUUCAAGUCUCCCUACACAGUUCUAUAAGACAGUAUGCUUGCACCAUCAAGAUUCCAACUUUGAUUCCCAAAUCCCAAAACACAAUUUCAACGACACACAACCGUUUUCAACUCAAUCCCUCGAAAUUCACACACAAAGAAUUUCAGGUUCAUUCCAAGGUGGGGUGGUGGGUUUGUGGUGAAGCCAUGAAUUUCAGGAGUUUAGAGGAUUUUUGGGCCUUUUACAUGAACCAACACUCCAAGGCUUCCACAAGGCGAUGGCACUUCGCAGGAACACUCUUCAGCAUUCUCUUCUUCCUCUGCUCGCUCCUCUUCAGUUGGUGGUUCUUGUUUAUUGUACCAUUCUCUGGCUAUGGUUGUGCUAUCUACAGUCACUUGUUUGUUGAAAGGAAUUUCCCUGAAACAUUGAGACACCCCUUUUGGUCCCUUUUGUGUGAUUUCAAGAUGUUUGGGUUCAUGCUCACUGGCAACAUGGAUAAAGAGAUCAAAAGGCUUGGGAAGAGACCUGUGUUGCAAGUGCUUUGA
This is a messenger RNA of Abrus precatorius (Indian licorice), 531 nucleotides long. RefSeq lists its product as uncharacterized. Lineage: Eukaryota; Viridiplantae; Streptophyta; Magnoliopsida; Fabales; Fabaceae. The record is from RefSeq and is a predicted model, not a curated record. The coding region runs from base 193 to 531 and encodes 112 amino acids. The transcript has a single exon.